Molecule: messenger RNA, 1832 nt
Organism: Gadus chalcogrammus (walleye pollock)
Lineage: Eukaryota; Metazoa; Chordata; Actinopteri; Gadiformes; Gadidae
Product: ELKS/Rab6-interacting/CAST family member 1-like
Exons: 6
Coding region: 395-1669 (424 amino acids)
Biological process (GO): maintenance of presynaptic active zone structure; neuromuscular synaptic transmission; regulation of synaptic plasticity
Cellular component (GO): cytoskeleton of presynaptic active zone
Molecular function (GO): structural constituent of presynaptic active zone
Source: RefSeq, a predicted model, not a curated record
CGAUGACUGUAGUGAACGCGCAUCGCGUGUUUGACGUCACUGAAGCGCCUUGGCUCUCCAGAGCCGCUGGUACUGCUGGUAAAAGAUGGGAAAAUAUGAUAGCUAUAUAACGAAUAACUAAGAGAAAAUGACCGUUUGUGCUCCUGAUUUAAAUUUUUCACACCAUUCUAUACAGACGCCGAAUUGACCUCUACAGGACAGACAAUAAGAUUGGUGACAUACGUUUGGAUCACUGGAAGGCAGCUUUAGUUGGAAGACAAAAUAUUACCGGUUGUUUCUUGUUGAAAUCUAAAGUCUACGAUUCAGUUACGAUUUUAACCAAACUAUUUAAGGAAACAUCAGUCAAGCUUUAGACCUUCCAUUCCAAGAGUUCCAUUCUUCUAUUUAGCAGAAGAUGUAUGGCAGUGCCCGCUCUGUUGGCAGGGGGGAGGCCAACCACAGCGGUGGAAGAGAUGGAGGAAGUAGCACUAACCAGGGAUCUGGCCGUUCACCUCGCCUUCCUCGCUCCCCACGAAUGGGCCACCGUCGCACCAACAGUACAGGUGGUAGUGGAGGGGGCCCUGGAGGUCCUGGAGGAAAGACCCUUUCCAUGGAGAACAUCCAGUCCCUCAAUGCGGCUUAUGCAACUUCAGGACCAAUGUACCUGAGUGACAAUGAGGUUGGCAUGACAGACCACAUCCCAAAGAGUGGUGGGACGAUGACGACUAUGGGGAGACAAAGGGUGACCUACGGCUCAAGGAGCAGCAACAGUGGAGGCGUGGCAGCCAGCACCCCCAACAUUGCCACCUCAGUGCCCACAAAUCCAUUGCUGCCUGGCGGGAUGAUAAGCGGCGAUGCACUUGCUUUUGGGGACCACCAUAUGUCCUCCACUGUGCCCCACUCUCUGAGACAGGCCAGGGAUAACACCAUACUGGACCUACAGGCCCAACUCAAGGAGGUAUUGCGUGAGAACGAACUGCUGCUGAGAGAGGUUGAAAUGAAGGAGAGCAAACUAAGCUCCUCCAUGAAUUCCAUCAAAACCUUCUGGAGCCCCGAGCUGAAGAAGGAACGAGCUCUGCGGAAAGAUGAGGUGUCCAAGAUCUCUGUGUGGAAGGAACAAUACCGCAUCAUUCAGGACGAAACACAGCAUCUCCAGAUGACUGUGCAGGCCCUCCAGGAUGAGCUCCGGGUCCAGAGGGAUCUCAACCAGCUGCUCCAGCAGGACCCAGCCCUCCAUGGCCGGGACCUGGCCCUGGUGGCGGAGCCCACCGAGGAGAACUACCGCCGGCUCCACACGGAGCACGAGCGGCAGGCCAAGGAGCUCUUCCUGCUGAGGAAGACCCUGGAGGAGAUGGAGCUGAGGAUCGACACCCAGAAGCAGACCAUGAGUGCCAGGGACGAGUCCAUCAAGAAGCUCCUUGAGAUGCUGCAGAGCAAAGGUCCAUCCGCCAAAGUCUCCGAGGAGGAUCAGGAGCGGACCAGGAGGCUGGCAGAUGCAGAGAUGCACAGACACCACCUAGAGAGUCUGCUGGAGCAGAGAGACCGAGAGGUCUGCGCUCUGAGGGAGGAGUUACACCGGCGCUACGAGGGGACCCCUGAGUCCACCAAGACCAAGGCCCUCCAGACAGUCAUCGACAUGAAGGUGAGAUCAGAGACCGUGUGGACCAGAGUGGAUCUUACGGGAUAUUAGGGCGGGUCAACAUACAACGGGAUGAGAUUUGAUCGAUCAUGUUUUGGUUUCAACUCCCUGCAUCGCUGUUAUUGGUAACAUUUUUAUCCUUAUUAGAUGAAGCCUCCGUAUACACAUAGCACACAUGAACUCAGAUUGCGGCUUGCAGUCUUUUCCUUCAGGG